Molecule: messenger RNA, 944 nt
Organism: Populus nigra (black poplar)
Lineage: Eukaryota; Viridiplantae; Streptophyta; Magnoliopsida; Malpighiales; Salicaceae
Product: actin-depolymerizing factor
Exons: 3
Coding region: 226-645 (139 amino acids)
Biological process (GO): actin filament depolymerization
Cellular component (GO): cytoplasm; actin cytoskeleton
Molecular function (GO): actin filament binding
Source: RefSeq, a predicted model, not a curated record
UAAGCCAGGAGCCACACAAAAAUCCCAACAAUAAAACCCAUCAUUUUCUCUCCCAAACUCUCUCUCAUUUCCCACAAUUUCAUCCCACCCUUGAAAUUCCACCUCUCAUGACCCCAACAAACAAGGAUCUCCAUUCUCUUUUUUAACUCUCAUCGAUCCUCUGUGCUCCCUCUCCCUUCGUCCCUUCUCAACAAUUCACAAGGCCCGACCUUCUUCGGUGGCAAUAUGGCGAAUUCAGCAUCUGGAAUGGCUGUUGAUGACGAGUGUAAGCUGAGGUUCAUGGAACUUAAAGCAAAAAGGAGCCACCGAUUUAUCGUUUUCAAGAUUGAAGAAAAGAUCCAACAAGUGGUGGUGGAGACAGUGGGAGAACCUCAACAAAGCUAUGAUGAUUUCACUGCCAGUUUGCCAGCCAACGAGUGCCGAUAUGCUGUCUACGAUUUCGAUUUCACUACCGAUGAGAACGUUCAAAAGAGCAAAAUUUUCUUCGUUGCAUGGUCUCCUGACACAUCGAAGAUAAGAAGUAAGAUGUUGUAUGCUAGUUCAAGGGAUAGAUUCAGGAGAGAGCUUGAUGGGGUUCAAGUUGAGUUACAGGCGACAGAUCCUAGCGAAAUGAGCUUGGACAUUGUCAAGGAACGAGCCUUCUAAACAAAGCUUUUAAUGGAGGUUUCUUUUACUUGGCACUCUAAAUUAUUAGAGCCAAGAUUAUUUUGUACUCUUACCUUGCAGAACCUUAUAUUGGCCGGUCACUUGAGUUGUGGUAGAAUUGGUCAGUUUAGGGACUAUUUCUAUUAUCAACUGACUUUUCCGGCAGGAUUUCUGAUCGAUGGGGUGCAUAAUCAUGCCAAUCUGAUUUUCAAUCUUGAUUUUUACUUGGGACGAUUUUUAUUUUAUUUUAUCUUAUUGGGUUUUCUCGAGCAUUUGAAUGGGAAUGAAAGUUUCAGCUC